Chiloscyllium plagiosum (whitespotted bambooshark) is the source of this 7461-nucleotide messenger RNA. Lineage: Eukaryota; Metazoa; Chordata; Chondrichthyes; Orectolobiformes; Hemiscylliidae. The record is from RefSeq and is a predicted model, not a curated record.
GGGCAAUAUCCAGUCUUAAGCCUAACAGGAGGAACAUUUCAGCAAAAACAUCGUUUCUCCUUAUUCUAAAAAAUGGCGAGAAGGAAGUUUACCAACUUGGAAGCAAUGCUUAUUGCUUUGUUCGUUAUGAUGACUAUUGUGGCCAUUGCUUUAAUUGUACUUUCAGCCACUAGCAAACCAGAAUGUCCCGACAAAGAUACAGUAGAACCUUUCACCCCAUUUUGUUCUUUCGCCAUUCAAGAUAAUGAUCGAACUAACUGCUAUCCAGAAGCUGGAGCUUCAAGGGAACGCUGUGAAGCCCGAGGUUGCUGCUGGAAACCAGUGACCAAUGGAAGUGGGCCUUGGUGCUUUUUCGCAGUGAAUAUUGGAUACAAAGUCCAAGAAAGUGUAAAGAAAACACAAACAGGGUUUGAAACUCUACUUCACCGUAUUCCUUCUCCCUCCCUUUAUGGAAAUGAUAUUGAAAUACUGCGAUUGACCACUGAAAUUCAGACACCAAAUCGCUUCCGAUUCAAGAUUACAGAUGCUAACAAGCAUCGAUUUGAAGUUCCGCAUGAAAUCAUUAAACCAUUUGAUGGUCCUGCAGUGCCAAAUCCUAAUUAUGAAGUUGAGCUUGCUAAGAAUCCUUUUGGAAUUUUAAUCAGGAGAAAGUCCACCAGGACUGUGCUGUUUGAUACUACAGUCGCACCAUUGAUUUUUGCUGAUCAGUAUUUGCAAAUAACUGCAACACUUCCUAGUCACAACAUCUAUGGGCUGGGAGAACAUGUUCAUAAACACUAUCGUCAUGACACCAACUGGAAGAUCUGGCCUAUCUUUACCAGAGAUGCAUUUCCUAAUGGGGAGAUGACUAAUCUCUAUGGACAUCACACUUUCUUUAUGUGCCUGGAAGUAGAGGAUGGAUUAGCCUUUGGUGUUUUCUUGCUGAAUAGCAACGCAAUGGAGGUUGAACUUCAGCCAAGGCCAUCAGUAACAUAUAGGACAAUAGGUGGAAUUCUGGAUUUUUACAUUUUUGUGGGUUCUUCACCUGAGGAUGUUGUUCAUGAAUACUUAACACUGGUUGGCAAACCAUUAAUGCCUCCAUAUUGGUCUCUGGGAUUCCAACUUAGUCGCUGGGGUUAUAAAAACCUCAGCGAUGUUGAAGCUACAGUGGCGAGGAACAGAAAAAUUAAUUUGCCAUAUGAUAUCCAGAUCACUGAUAUUGACUACAUGGAAAAUAAAAAGGAUUUUACUUAUGAUAUGGAAAAAUUCCACAAUCUACCUGAAUUUGCUCAUGAUUUACAUGCACAUGGCCAGAGGUACAUUAUCAUUCUGGAUCCAGCCAUAAGCACUCAGGCACUAAUAAAUGGUCCCUAUGAAUCUUAUGAUAAGGGCACAAGAAUGGGAGUAUGGGUCAAUGAAUCUGAUGGAAAGACACCCCUUUUUGGAGAGGUCUGGCCAGGUGAAACUGUCUUCCCCGAUUACACAAAUCCCCAGUGUAUUAAAUGGUGGGUAGAGGAAUGUUCGAACUUCCACCAAAAGAUAAAUUAUGAUGGACUUUGGAUAGAUAUGAAUGAAGUGUCAAGUUUUAAGCAGGGUUCAAUAAAAGGAUGUGUUAAGAAUCAAUGGAAUUAUCCUCCUUUUGUUCCAAAGAUUCUUGAUGGAUUGAUGUACUCUAAGACCCUUUGCAUGGAUGCCAGUCAAACUGGAGGAAUGCAUUAUGAUGUUCACAGUCUUUAUGGACACUCUAUGAUACUUGCAACUGAACAAGUAAUUAACCAUGUGUUUCCUGGAAAAAGAAGCAUUAUUCUAUCUCGAUCAACAUUUGCUGGGUCAGGAAGUUACUCAGGACACUGGCUGGGAGAUAAUGCAGCAAACUGGAAUGACAUCAAGUGGGCAAUUCCUGGGAUGCUUGAGUUUAAUCUUUUUGGUUUUCCAUAUAUAGGAGCAGAUAUUUGUGGUUUCUUUGAUGAUUCACCUGAAGAACUAUGUAGGAGAUGGAUGCAGGUUGGAGCAUUUUAUCCAUUUUGUAGGAACCACAAUGCUGAGAACUACAAACCUCAAGAUCCUGCCUAUUAUGGCGAAGACUCCCUUUUAGUGAACAGUUCCAGGCAUUACUUGAAUAUUCGAUAUACAUUGCUUCCUUACCUCUAUACACUCUUUCACAAGGCCAAUGUUUAUGGAGCCACUGUAGUUCGACCACUGCUUCAUGAGUUUCCUACAGACAGUGCAACAUGGACUAUUGACCGUCAGUUCCUAUGGGGACCUGCUCUUCUUAUCACACCUGUGCUGGACCCUAAUACAGAAAUUGUCCAUGCCUAUGUGCCUGAUGCAGUUUGGUAUGAGUAUGAAACAGGUUCUGCCAUAUCGGCUCAUAAGCAGUUUAUGGAUAUGCGUUUACCAGGCGAUAAACUGGGGCUUCAUGUCAGAGGUGGAUUUAUCUUCCCAACACAGCAACCAGCAAACACUACCUUUUAUAGUCGGAAGAAUCCAUUGGGUCUCCUCGUUGCCCUUGAUGAACAAGAGAAGGCUAGUGGAGAAUUAUUUUGGGAUGAUGGAGAAUCCAAAGAUACUUACGAAAAGGGGGUCUACACUGCCUAUCAAUUUACAGUUGCAGAGAAUGUUUUAGAUAUUAAAGUACAACAACGGGGAUACAUUGACCCAAACAACCUUAUAUUUGAAGAAAUAAAAUUCCUUGGCAUGAAUAGUGUUCCAACAUCCGUCAUUGUGAAACAUGGUCAGGAUGUCAAAACUUUAUUGCCAGAAAAUAUCAUUUAUCAUCACGCCACUAAGGUUGCUUAUUUUACUGGUCUUCAGCUAGAACUAGGAGAAUCAUAUUCAAUAGAAUGGAAUUCUUCUUCAAUAAUAAGGAUUGACUGUCAUCCUGAAGAACAUGCAAAUGAAGCUGCUUGUCGAAAGCGGGGUUGUAUAUGGGCAAGCAGUCCCGAAGUUUCUGAACCAUACUGCUUUUAUGAGAAAGACUACGGUUACCUCCUGAACAAAGACAAGGGAAUUACAGUAACAGAACGUGGAAUGACAGCUGAAAUUAUGAGAAAUAAAGCAUAUCCAGAACGUUACCAAGGCAUUACCCCAACUGUGCAAAUUCUGCAAGUUGAUGUCACAUACCUGAAUGACCAUAUGUUGAAUUUUAAGAUUUUUGACCCAAAGGCGAAACGAUUUGAGGUUCCAAUCCAGCUAAACAUUCCCAAAAGGACACAACAUGAUAAUUCUACAAGACUUUAUGAGGUUCAAGUUGUCGAUUUUCCAUUUGGAAUCCUGGUCAAAAGGAAGAGUACGGGUGCAGUGAUUUGGAAUUCCCAAUUGCCUGGUUUAACAUUUACUGACCAAUUUAUACAAAUUUCAACACACCUCCCUUCAAAGUAUAUUUAUGGCUUUGGAGAAACCGAACAUCGAAGUUUCAAACAUGAUCUGAACUGGAAUACUUGGGGAAUGUUUGCCAAAGAUCAGCCACCUGGUGUAAAUGUAACACUUCAACCACAUCCUUCUCUGACAUAUCGCACUACUGGAGGAAUCCUGGAUUUUUAUUUGGUUCUUGGUACAAAUCCAGAAAAUGUUGUUGAACAAUACACAGCACUUAUUGGCCGCCCAGUCAUGCCUCCCUAUUGGUCACUGGGAUUUCAGUUAUGUCGAUAUGGAUACAAGAAUACCACUGAAAUUGAGGAUCUCUACACUGGCAUGAAGAAUGCAAAAAUACCAUAUGAUGUACAAUAUGUUGAUAUCGAUUACAUGGAGCGGCAGUUGGACUUUACUCUUGAUGUCGAUGAUUUCCAGAAUUUGCCAGACUUCUUUAAUAAAAUAAGAAGUGAAGGAAUGAGAACUAUUAUCAUCUUGGAUCCAGCAAUUUCAGGAAAUGAAACUAGACGUUAUGAAGCCUUUACCACUGGAAUAGAUAACAAUGUCUUCAUUAAAUGGAAAAAUAGUCUUGAUAUUGUAUGGGGGAAGGUAUGGCCAGAUAUUCCAAAUAUAACAGUAAAUACUUCAAAAGACUGGGACUAUCAAGUGGAGCAUUAUCGAGCUUAUGCUGCUUUCCCAGACUUCUUCCGCAAUGAAACAGUAAACUGGUGGCAUACAGCAAUAAAAGAUUAUUAUGAGAGAACUUUGGAGUUUGAUGGACUUUGGAUUGACAUGAAUGAACCUGCCAGCUUUGUUCAUGGAUCUGUUCAUGGGUGUCAUGAUAACAAACUGAACUAUCCACCUUAUAUGCCAGCUCUUGAAUCAAAGCAUUUGGGACUGAGUCACAAAACCCUCUGUAUGGAAAGUGAACAGUUUCUACCUGAUGGAACUGCAGUAAGACAUUAUGAUGUGCAUAACCUGUAUGGAUGGUCACAAACAAAGCCAACACUUGACUCAUUACAGAAUAUAACUGGAGAGCGAGGGAUUGUGGUGACACGUUCAACUUUCCCAUCUAGUGGCCAAUGGGCGGGACAUUGGCUUGGAGACAACACAGCUGCCUGGAACCAGAUGCAUAAAUCAAUUAUUGGAAUGAUGGAGUUCAGUCUAUUUGGGAUUUCUUAUACUGGAGCAGACAUCUGUGGCUUUUUUAAGAAUGCUACAUAUGAAAUGUGUCUUCGAUGGAUGCAACUUGGAGCAUUCUACCCCUAUUCUCGGAACCACAAUGGAUUGGGCUCCUCUAGACAGGAUCCAGUGGCCUGGAAUGAGACAUUCCAAAACAUCACAAGGAAUGUUCUUCAAAUACGUUACAAAUUGUUGCCAUUUCUCUACACAUUGAUGUAUGAAGCUCACGUUCAAGGCAGUACAGUAAUUAGACCAUUACUUCAUGAGUUUUUUGAAGACAAAAAUACGUGGGAUAUUGAUCGUCAGUUCCUCUGGGGUGGGGCACUGAUGAUUAGUCCUGUGUUGGAUCAGGGGGAAACUUCUGUGCAUGCAUAUAUCCCGGACUCUCUCUGGUAUGACUGGUUUACGGCCAAAAGCAUCCCUCAAAGACGUAAGUGGAUUGAUAUGCCGGCACCAUUCGAUCACAUUAAUCUUCAUAUCAGAGGAGGUUAUGUUAUUCCCUGGCAAGAGCCAGGAAAUACUACAUAUUACAGCCGAAGGAACUCCCUGGGACUUAUAGUUGCUUUGGAUGAUAAACAGGUCGCUCGUGGUCAACUUUUCUGGGAUGAUGGUCAGAGCAUUGACACAUUUGAAAAAAAGGAAUAUUUCCUGGCUAAAUUCACCGCUGAUGAGAACAGGGUGCAAACUGAAAUUGUUCACGACAAUCCAAAGAGUACAGCAAGUGAAGUGAAAUUGGGACAUCUCCAAGUCUGGGGACUGAGAAACUUUCACUCUACAAAUGUCACUGUAACUUAUGAGAACAAUAAUCACACAAUCAACAAUGUUGAGUACAAACCUGAAUCACAGGAACUCUAUGUUCAAAUGACAGAUAAAAAUUUCCAGAUAGACAAGCCAUUGGAAAUUUUUUGGAAUACACCAUGAGUAUUAGUUCUAUGUAUCUGAUGUGUAAAGUUUUUAAAUGAGUUUUGUUAUCCCAUUGUUGAUUAAUGAAGAUUUCAGAGGAACUUACUGAAGAAAAGUCCUACAUUUAAUAAAAGUGGGUUACUGCGAAUGCUAGAAAUCUGAAUUAAAACCAGAAGGUGCAAGAGAAAAUCUACAAAUCUGGCAACAUCCAUGGACAGGUAAACAGAGUCAACAUUUUGAGUCUGACGUAUCUUCAGAAAUCAUUGGACUCAAAACAUUUACUCUGUUUCUCUCUCCACAAAUGCUGCUAGACCUGUUGUUUUCCUACAACACUUCUUGGAAAAUAUAACAAUUGGAUAUAAAUUUAACUUAAAUACUUGGAAUUAUGAAUCAGAAGAAAUGCUGUUUGAAAUCUUUCAUUAUACUUUAUUUGGGAAAUAAAGUAUUCUUUAUUACUACCCUAUCAUCCUAUUUGCAUUUUUUUUUCGUAUUGCCUUGAAAUGAUGAUAUUAUGAUGCAAACUAUUGCUUGUUUAAACGCAGCAGUUACAAUGCCGCAGUGAAUCUAUCAGCAUUGUUGUAAAUAAUUUAGCAAUGUUAAGUAGGUAAAUGCCACGUGCUUUUUUGCUGGUGAAUUGAAUAUGAGAACAAGGUGUGAUUUGAAAAUUAUACAUAUGCUUGGUUCAGCCACAGUUGAAGUAUUUGCAAUCUGGCUAUCCAUUACAGUUGUUGAAUCUGACUUAAAGUUUUAAUACUUUCACUUCAGAAAGAGAUUCUUAAGCAAGUAUAAUCAAGCCAAAACUGCAAUGAUCAGAGGGGAUGAUCUAAUUUUCUCCAUGACACAUAGCUUUUAUCCUUUUUUACUUCAAAUCUUUCCUUCUGUAUUUUCACUAUUAACUUUUCAUUUAUGUAGCUUAAUCAAUGGUUGUGUAAUAAACUAACCUAUUAUUUCGCUCCAAUCGUAAAACUAUGGUGCUGCUUAGUUUUGAAUUGAAAUACUCAAACCAAAAGGGAAUUACAUAUGAACUGAAACAAAUUCUUUGCCCAUGGACUAAUCUGGGGACCUAUCUGCUGGGUGGUCACAAUACACUGAUUUGGCAUUUGUUUUAGAUCUGUGGAAAUACAGAAGGGCUGACCCAUGAAUCAUUCAACUAACUCCUUCUGGGGCAUAAUAUAAUGAAUUUACAGGUUAGAUUCUUGGGCAUGAAGUUCUUGCAGGGGUUUCCGGCUUAUCUGCUACAUCUCCCUUUGAUAGAAGGGAGAGAGGUAUAAGAAUAAAAAUAGUCUGUUUGCAAAUAUAGAGUCCAUUACUUUGUUGUUAUCUUCAUAAGGUUAGCAAAUUUUCACAAGAACUUGAAUGCCUUGAGGACUUUCUUAAGUGAUGUCUCACAGUCCCAUUCCAUCACUACUGACAGUGCAUUCACCUGAAAAGUAAUUUUCACCUAUUUGCCUCCUUGAAUCAGUUUCCAAUCUCCCUGCAGCUGCUUUCUGCACUUUUUAACUGUACUAUUUAUGCAUGCUUCCAGCCACAUGACAAAAUAAUUCUGAAAUUUUAGUGAGGGGUUCACUUAGCAAUGUCAUCCACAGAAUGUAAGAUAAAUCUCUUUAAUUUCACUAGUAAUUUUUGCAAAUCAACAGGUAAAUUUAGUCACUAUUGUUUCUCCACAUGCAACUGAUAAGUAGCCUUUUUCUUUCUAUUUUUCCUUUUCCUUAUGGCUUUCCUGAUUUUAUUUCACAAAUAGUCAUAUUGUUUGUUUAUUCAUGUUCAAAUUAGAUAAUAUGAAUGACUAAGGAUUAGAAAUGAAUGGUUGCCAUUAAUUGGCAUAAGUAUAGCUCCAUUCUGCAUAAGUGUUUUAUAAUUAAAAACAAAUUUUCUUAAUGUGUUACAUCUUCUUGCUAGACUAUUUUUGCUAAAGACCUUUUGAAAAUGUAUAUGUUAAAUAGGAUGAAUGGAAGUUGCUUUAAGUCAGUAUUUUUGAUCUCAAUCUCAUGUACUGUAUAUGGAAAGAAAUGUACCAAGAAAUACAAUUAAAAACUAUACAUCUUC